ACAAUCGAUUCGAAAAAGAAGAAGAAGAAGUGCUGCAUGAAAUACAUGUGACUAUUGCGUUGGUUUUAUUUUGAUAAAAAUUCGACUAAAACUUCGUUUUUAAGAUUUUAAUUAUUGAUAUUAAUGAUGUCAUCCGUCACAGAUAAAGGAGACGAUAUGAGUGUACCACUGGAUAAGGAGCAUCCACGCGUCCUCAUCCCUGAGCUGUGCAGAAUCUUCUAUCAGCUGGGAUGGGUGACUGGAACAGGAGGUGGAAUCAGCCUCAGACAAGGGGACCACAUUUACAUCGCUCCGUCUGGAGUUCAGAAGGAAAGGAUACAGCCAGAGGACAUGUUCGUGUGUGACCUCAAAGAACAGGACAUCAGUUCUCCUCCUGCAUGCAAGAAACUAACGAAGAGCCAGUGCACACCGCUGUUCAUGAACGCCUACACCAUAAGGGGAGCCCAAGCUGUCAUUCAUACACACUCGAAGGCUGCAGUCAUGGUCACUUUGCUGUUUCCUGGGAAGGAGUUUCGUAUCACACACCAGGAGAUGAUCAAGGGGAUUCGCCGAGGCAACUCGGGCACAAACUUCAGGUACGACGAGACGCUGGUGGUGCCCAUCAUCGAGAACACCCCCGAGGAGAAGGACCUAAAGGAGCGCAUGGCCAGAGCCAUGGAGGAAUACCCGGAUUCCUGCGCCGUCCUCGUCAGACGGCACGGAGUCUACGUGUGGGGAGAGAGCUGGCAGAAAGCCAAGACCAUGUGCGAAUGUUAUGACUACCUGUUUGACAUCGCGGUACAGAUGAAGCAGUGCGGUUUGGACCCAUCAGCACUUCCCACCGAAGCUAAAGGCAUUAUUUAACGUGACUCAUCGCUGACGUCGGGAUGACGCUCGCUUCUUUCCGGAAAGAGAGAGCAGACAAUGAGACACGAAUCGAAUACCGUUAAUCAGACAGAUUCAACCCCCCCUCCCUCACUGAUCAGAUAUCCCCCGAUACAACGCGCGAUCCUCGGGACGAAUAUUGAACAAUAUACACGAAUAUAAUAUAUAUAUGGAUCUUCAUCAAUAUUACAUGUAAUAAAAAUGUUAUUACAAAA
Messenger RNA from Silurus meridionalis, 1079 nucleotides. Its product is annotated as APAF1 interacting protein. Gene Ontology annotation, cellular component: cytoplasm. The transcript is spliced from 7 exons. The record is from RefSeq and is a predicted model, not a curated record. NCBI's taxonomy places the organism in Eukaryota, Metazoa, Chordata, Actinopteri, Siluriformes, Siluridae. Bases 124 to 843 code for a protein of 239 amino acids. Gene Ontology annotation, molecular function: metal ion binding; methylthioribulose 1-phosphate dehydratase activity.